GGCGCGGAGCCGGUGCCGGCCCGGUGCCGCCGCGCUGGAGGCCGCGGGCUCGGGGGCGGCGGGGCCGGGGCCGAUGGGCUCGGGGGCGGCGGGCUCGGGGGCGGCCGGCGGGCCGGGCCAUGGAGCGCCGCUCUGCCCCUGCCCGUCGCCGCCGCCGCCGCCCGCGCCGCGCUGCCCGCGGGGAACCCGCCGCCUCUCCGAAACCGGGGCCGGGGCGCGGCGGAGCGAGGGCGCGGCGGGGCGCGGGGGGCUGCGGGCCGCCGCCUCGCUGCCGCACAUCGCGCGGGGCCGCGGCGAGGAGGGCGGCGGGCGGCGCAGCCCCUGCCUGCUCGUGGCGCUGCGGCCGCGGAACGUGGAGGCGGAGCGGGAGCGGUUCUUCCGCGCCAGCUUCGCCUACGACCCGCAGUUCGAGUACGCGGAGCCGGUGCCCGCCGCCGUCCUGGACAAGUACGGGGCCGCCUCCGAUCGCUUCGUGGCUCAGGCCAUCAGGAUCAUUCGUGCUGUCCUGGAGAAGUACGGAACCUACGAGAGCUUCGAGGUGGCCACGGGCGGGCGGCUGCUGAGCAAGGGCCAGAUCUGGUCUGUGAUCCGAAAGUACAUGCAGAAGGAAGGCUGUGUGGGAGAGGUGGUGGUGCAGCUGACCGAUGACCUCCUGUCCCAGGCGGUGAUGAUGGUGGAGGACAGCCGGCCCACGCUGGCCAUCAACCUGGCGGGAGCGCGGCAGCACUGGCUGGAGGGGAUGCUGCGCCACGAGAUAGGCACCCACUACAUCCGGGGGGUCAACAACACCCGCCAGCCCUGGCACAGCUCCGAGGGCCGCAAGCAGUACAGCCUGAAGCCCGCCAACCCCACGGAGGAGGGCUUGGCCAGCCUGCACAGCGUCCUGUUCCGCAAGCAGCCCUUCCUGUGGCGGGCAGCCCUGCUCUACUACACCAUCGAGCGGGCCAGCCGCCUCUCCUUCUCUGCCCUCUUCCAGGACCUGGAGCAGUAUGUGCAGGAUGCUGGUGUCCGGUGGGAGUACUGUGUGCGGGCAAAGCGGGGCCAGACGGACACCUCACAGCCAGGCUGUUUCAGUAAGGACCAGGUGUACCUGGACGGGAUUCUCCGCAUCCUGCGCCAUCGGCAGACCAUCGACUUCCCACUGCUGGCUGCGCUUGGAAAGGUGUCCUAUGAAGAUGUGAAUCGGCUGAAGGAAUUCGGGGUCCUGGAGAAGGCCCGCAUCCCCCAUUUCAUGCAGGAUCUGGAGCGGUACAUGAAGCAGCUGGAUCACAUUGUCACCACCAACGGCCUGGACGAGGAAGAGCUGGAGCAGCUGCUGCCUGACUGAGGGGCACCCCUGAACCAGCACCCCAGGGUGUACCUGGUGCUGUUUUUUGGGUAUUUAUUGGGGCUGGAGCAGAGGGCAGAGCCCGAGGCGGGCGCUGUGCAUGUAGCGCUGUGUAGGGUAGCGCGGCCAAGGGCCCGUGUGGUUGUGUUGAUGUGUCCCCUACAUUGUCCCUGUGUAUUUUGGGGAUGCCUGUGCUGCUCCACGUGGCUUUGGGGAGCCAGACAAGAGGGUUCAGGGAGAGUGAGGGCAGAGUUGGGGCGAUGUGCUGGUCCCCCGAGUGCAGAAGGCUGUGCUGGGGGAGUUGCAAUGGGGGGAUUGCUGUAGGGUACCAGGAGUGCUCCCAGCACUGUGGGGGCACCUGUUUGGGGCCAGAGACAGGGCUGGGGGCUCUGGGCUGUGCCUGGCAGGGAAUAAGGGCUGGGCUGCACCCACAGAUUGCCCCAUGAAUGCCUUUUCCACUCCCUACCCCUUCCCUCAUGUCCCCCACCAGCAGCAGGAAGGACUUUAAUCCCCCAUUACCAAUCUCUGCCCAGCUCUGCACCCCAACAACAGCCACCCUGCCUGGCUUUGAGGACUCAGGGUGGGGAUUGGGCUUGAUGUUAGGAAAAAAAGCGUGUAAUAAAGGUGAUGUAAUGGAAAA
This is a messenger RNA of Motacilla alba alba, 1967 nucleotides long. It is a transcript of the gene MATCAP1, whose product is annotated as KIAA0895 like. The coding region runs from base 74 to 1327 and encodes 417 amino acids. The record is from RefSeq and is a predicted model, not a curated record. The transcript is spliced from 6 exons. NCBI's taxonomy places the organism in Eukaryota, Metazoa, Chordata, Aves, Passeriformes, Motacillidae.